Molecule: messenger RNA, 2083 nt
Organism: Sapajus apella (tufted capuchin)
Lineage: Eukaryota; Metazoa; Chordata; Mammalia; Primates; Cebidae
Gene: SLC22A13
Product: solute carrier family 22 member 13
Exons: 10
Coding region: 156-1811 (551 amino acids)
Biological process (GO): transmembrane transport
Cellular component (GO): membrane
Molecular function (GO): transmembrane transporter activity
Source: RefSeq, a predicted model, not a curated record
ACGGCUAGGGGACUAAGGCGUGACAGGUGGGGCUGGACAAGGCUGGAUUAAGCAUUAAUGCAGCUGCUGUCACCACUGCCCAGAGGACCAAGUUCACAGAGCCAAGCUGCAGAGCUACUUAGUGUACUCAGGCUGCAGAAGUGGUGACAGCAGACAUGGCUCAGUUUGUCCAGGUCCUGGCUGAAAUAGGUGACUUUGGUCGCUUCCAGAUAUGGCUAUGGAUCCUGCUGUGUAUUCCCAACUUCCUGUGUCCCUUCUACUUUUUUGCCCAUGUCUUUAUGGUCUUGGAUGAGCCCCACCACUGUGCAGUGGCCUGGGUGAAGAACCACACUUUCAACCUGAGUGCUGCUGAGCAGCUGGCACUGAGCGUGCCCCUGGACGAUGCAGGCCGCCCGGAUCCCUGCCUCAUGUUCCGGCCACCCCCCGCCAAUGCCAGCCUGCAGGACAUCCUCAGCCACCGCUUCAAUGAGACGCAGCCUUGUGAUCUGGGCUGGGAAUAUCCUGAGGACAGGCUCCCCUCCCUAAAGAAUGAGUUCGACCUGGUUUGUGAUCGGAAGCACCUGAAGGACACCUCGCAGUCAGUGUUCAUGGCCGGGCUCCUUGCUGGCAGCCUCACGUUUGGGCCCCUCUGUGACCGGAUCGGCCGCAAGGCCACCAUCCUGGUGCAGCUGCUGCUCUUCUCUGCCGUCGGACUGGCCACCGCCUUUGUGCCCAGCUUUGAGCUCUACAUAGCCCUGCGCUUUGCUGUGGCUACCGCUGUCGCCGGGUUCAGCUUCAGCAGUGUCACCCUGCUGACAGAGUGGGUGGGGCCCUCGUGGAAGACGAAGGCCGUGGUCCUGUCCCAGUGCAGCUUCUCCCUUGGGCAGAUAGCGCUCGCUGGACUCGCCUACUGUUUCCGCAGCUGGAGACUCUUCCAGAUGGCCGGCACCGCACCUGGCUUACUGCUCUUCUUCUACUUCUGGGUUCUGCCAGAGUCUGCACGGUGGCUCCUGACCCAGGGGAGGAUGGAUGAGGCGAAACAGCUGAUCCAGAAGGCAGCCUCGGUCAACAGGCGGAAACUCUCCCCAGAGCUCCUGAGCCAGCUGGUCCCAGAGAGGACAGGCCCCUCAGGGAAUGCCCUGGAUCUGUUCAGACACCCCCAGCUCCGGAAGAUGACCCUGAUUCUCUUCUGUGUCUGGUUUGUGGACAGUGUGGGGUACUUCGGGCUGAGCCUCCAAGUAGGGGACUUCGGCCUAGACAUCUACCUGACGCAGCUCAUCUUUGGAGCUGUUGAGGUGCCUGCUCGCUCUUGCAGCAUCUUCAUGAUGGAAAGGUUUGGCCGCAAGUGGAGCCAGCUGGGGAACUUGGUCUUGGGUGGCCUUAUGUGUAUCAUCAUCAUCUUCAUCCCAGCAGAUCUGCCCCUGGUGGUCACCGUGCUGGCUGUGGUGGGGAAGAUGGCCACAUCGGCCGCCUUUACCAUCUCCUACGUGUACUCUGCCGAGCUCUUCCCCACUGUCCUCCGGCAGACAGGCAUGGGGCUGGUAGGCACCUUCUCCCGGCUUGGGGGCAUCAUCACACCACUAGUGAUCCUGCUGGGAGAGUGCUACGCUGCCCUCCCCAUGCUCAUCUAUGGCAGCCUCCCCAUCGUGGCCGGCCUGCUCUGCGCCCUGCUGCCAGAGACGCGUGGCCAGGACCUGAAAGACACCAUCCAGGACCUGGAGCCAGAGCCCCGCCCACGGUCCCCCAGAUCAGCGCCCUCAGAGAAGGAAAUGGAAGCCACAGGAAGAACUUCCAGCCCGGGAGUGGCCUUUGUGAGCAGCACGUACUUCUGAUUGAGGUCUCUAAGAGCUGGACCAUCAGCAGCAGGGAGCUACCUAAACACCCCCUUGGAUAUGGCCAGGACCCGUGGGGACACAGUGCAAGACCAGCCUUGCUAUGGAGGCAGUACACCACAACCCAGCCCAUGACUGUCACCUGCCACUGAGCCCAGUCCCAGAAGUACCUGGGACAGGACCUCCUGGCCUCCUUCCCCUUUCUCCUCUCCAGAGCCCCGCCCCCGAUACCUUGUCUGGGAAGGAUCUUGGGUUUUACUUGUCCUCCAACA